GUGGAUAAUGGAGAAGGUCCAAAAAUUGCACAGAAAGGCCCAAAGGGUCCAAAAGAGUCCAAAAAAGCGGUCCAAAAGCGGUCCAGGAGGGUGCUAAGGCUUCCUAGUCAUGCUACAGGGUUACGCCUGUGUUCCCCUUUCAAUACUACACUGAUUUUAACAGAGAAAUUGCAUCAAGACAGUGUUGGUUAA
Molecule: messenger RNA, 192 nt
Organism: Serpula lacrymans var. lacrymans S7.9
Lineage: Eukaryota; Fungi; Basidiomycota; Agaricomycetes; Boletales; Serpulaceae
Exons: 1
Source: RefSeq, a predicted model, not a curated record